Molecule: messenger RNA, 483 nt
Organism: Rotaria socialis
Lineage: Eukaryota; Metazoa; Rotifera; Eurotatoria; Philodinida; Philodinidae
Source: the annotation of a GenBank genome assembly
AUGCAUCCAAAGAAGAUAAUGUUGUGCAUCUGGUGGUAUAUGAAAGGCGUCAUCUAUUUCGAGCUGUUAUAUAUCAAUCAAACGAUUACCGCCAAUGUCUACUCUCAACAAUUGCAGCGAUUGAAUGAAGUUCUAUGUCAAAAGCGACCGGCUUUGGCGAAUCAAAAAGCCGUCAUCCUUCUCCAUGACAAUAGUCGACCUCAUGUGGCACAGUUGACUCAGCAAAAAAUCGAACAGUUAGAAUGGGAAGUUCUUCCGCACCCGCCGUGGUCACCAGACCUUGCACCAUCCGAUUGUCAUCUGUUCCUAUCUCUUCGUAACUACUUGUGCAAUAAACACUACGAAGACUUCGAUGAGCUGAAACUCGAUCUCGCUGCCUUUUUCGAAUCAAAACCGAGUAGUUUCUACAGACGUGGAAUUGAACUAUUGUCAGAAAGAUGGGCGAAUGUUGUUGAAAAUAAUGGCGAUUAUAUUGUUCAUUGA